This is a messenger RNA of Staurois parvus, 348 nucleotides long. The record is from the annotation of a GenBank genome assembly. Lineage: Eukaryota; Metazoa; Chordata; Amphibia; Anura; Ranidae.
AGCUGUGUCCAAUCACAGCUGAUCGCAUCACUGAUGAACAGUGCACCCUGAUGAUCAGUGUAGCCCCAUUAGUGCCACCUGUCAGUGUCCAUCAAUGCCACCUGCUAGUGCCCAUCAGUGCCACAUCAAUGCCACAUUUCAGUGCCUACCAGUGCACAUCAAUGCCACAUAUCAGUGUGCAUCUGAGCUGCCUUUCAAUGCCACCUAUCAGUGCCAGUCAGUGCCACAUAUCAGUGCCGCCUAUCAGUGCCAUAUAUGAGUGCUGUCUUUCAGUGCCCAUAAGUGAUGCCUGUUAAUGCCCAUCAGUGCCACCUACCAGUGGCUCCUCAUCAGUGUCCAUCAGUGCUG